GGUGUUUCGGUUUAACCAGUGACCGUGUUAACUGGUGUCUUUCAGGGGACUGUGGAGUGGUUGUCGUGGUGACGGCAGCUGAUGAAAACACUAACAGAACACGACAGAACAUCCUUCUGCAUUACUGAACUCCAUCUGCUGAGGAAGGCCAAUAUUUGUGGUUGAAAGCUUCAUAAACCACAAAAGAGAGAGAGAUCAGGAGAGGGGAGAGCGCGUGGAUACUACUCCACAGGACUGGAUGUGUUUGCCGUCACAAGAGGGGAGCACGCACACGUAAAAACAAACAAAAAAAAAAGAGCCGGGGCGAACACAAACUGCUGACUGAACUUCAGGCAGACACCGGGCCAGAGUGCGGAGGAGUAAGCAGACAAGACAAAGCACACGAGACCUGACUGACUGACUGACUGACAGCGCCCAUGGCGAGCAAUAACACGGCCAGCAUCGCACAAGCCAGGAAGCUGGUGGAGCAGCUGAAGAUGGAGGCCAACAUCGACAGGAUAAAGGUGUCAAAAGCAGCAGCAGACUUAAUGUCGUACUGCGAAGCCCAUGCCAAAGAGGACCCCCUGUUAUCGCCGGUGCCAGCGUCAGAGAACCCGUUCAGGGAGAAGAAGUUCUUCUGUGCCAUCCUGUAAACGCGGCGUGGCCCUUCAGCAGUCUGCUCAGUGUGGGACUUUGAACGCGGACGUUCAAAAAUACGUAGAAAUCUUCUAGUAGGAGGGCACGGCGAUUAUUGCCCCUCCCCCCUUUUCUCGAAUGGCACCUUAAGAGUGCAAAAAUUUAAAACCACAGAGUUAACGUGUAACCAUUUAAGGGGUUGUGAUUGCUUUUUGAAGGGGUGUGCAGCAUGUUGAAGGGGUCUGUGCUUUUAGAUAACACAAAAAGGAUGAUGAUGAUGAUGAUGAUGAUGAUGAUAUGGAGUGUGAUGAUAACCCAGAGACGUGUCGGGCAACCAGUCAACCUACCAAGUCUUCAGGUUGUGAUGUGUACAAAACAAACAAACAAACAAACAAAAAAAUAGAUAAAAUGAGAAUAAAAAUAUUUUGUGGUUCUUUUUUGAACUUCCAGAUGUUCUGUUAAAUGGUUUGUGAGGUGGGUCGAGCUCCGUAGGACAGCAAACAAAAAUACGCCUACCACUAGACGCCACCUGAUUAUCGGAAUGUUUUUUUUUAAGUUGUGGUUUAUUUUAUGUUCAUUUCAAUUGUACCUAUCACCUAGAUAUCUUUCUAUAACUGUAUGUGAUAACUGAAACAGCUCUGUUCAUUUUUUUUUUUUUUUUUUACAGGUUAGUGAAAGCUUUUUUAAAUGGGAUGUUUGAAACAUUCGAUUCUGUGAUUCUCUUUACAAAUACCUUUCUGAAAAAAAAAAAUCAAGUCUCUGUGUAUCAACAUCUAUCUGGCAAAUGUGAUACAGUUUGUCUCCUUCCGAUACAAACCCUCUUUCUACUAUUUGUAUAAAAUGACUAGCAAGUAAACUGUGCUGUGCUGUGAGAUCUGAA
This is a messenger RNA of Thunnus maccoyii (southern bluefin tuna), 1495 nucleotides long. RefSeq names its product guanine nucleotide-binding protein G(I)/G(S)/G(O) subunit gamma-2. The record is from RefSeq and is a predicted model, not a curated record. Gene Ontology annotation, biological process: G protein-coupled receptor signaling pathway. Bases 417 to 632 code for a protein of 71 amino acids. NCBI's taxonomy places the organism in Eukaryota, Metazoa, Chordata, Actinopteri, Scombriformes, Scombridae. Gene Ontology annotation, cellular component: heterotrimeric G-protein complex. The transcript is spliced from 6 exons. Gene Ontology annotation, molecular function: G-protein beta-subunit binding.